Molecule: messenger RNA, 9727 nt
Organism: Xenopus laevis (African clawed frog)
Lineage: Eukaryota; Metazoa; Chordata; Amphibia; Anura; Pipidae
Gene: tnrc6b.L
Product: trinucleotide repeat containing 6B L homeolog
Exons: 25
Coding region: 341-5935 (1864 amino acids)
Biological process (GO): miRNA-mediated post-transcriptional gene silencing; positive regulation of nuclear-transcribed mRNA poly(A) tail shortening
Cellular component (GO): nucleoplasm; cytosol; P-body
Molecular function (GO): nucleic acid binding
Source: RefSeq, a predicted model, not a curated record
ACGAGGGCGUAAUCGGUGCGAGUCAUGUUGUGGUGUUGCUACCAGAAGGAGGAGCUUGUUGUGGUGCAGUCAGCCUGGAGAGCGCGGUGCUGGCCGAGGUGGGAGUAACGGGGUAACCGGGCUUUUGUCUGUUGCUCUGUACUUUGACAGUGCCCAGGAGUCUCCACCUUGCUGGCUGUAAUUACUCUCUGACCAGGUAAAGGGAUCACAAUUUUGAUUUUGAUCACUCGACAAGGAAGAACAUCGGAGAAUCCACUGAUAUCUACAUAUUCACAAGUAGGCAGUACCUGCGUGUGAUUUUUGCACGGUUUUGCACACUUUUUCUUUUCCAUGCAGACGAAUGAGGGAGAAACACCUGAAGAAAGCUGUUCCCAGAGAGAAGGAGCAAGAAAGGGAAGAACAGUUAAUGGAAGACAAGAAAAGGAAGAAAGAGGAUAAAAAGAAGAAAGAAGCUGCUCAGAAGGUCACAGAACAAAAAACCAAAGUGCCCGAAGUGACGAAACCAAGUUCAAGCCAAGCGACGGCCGCCAGCCUACCUGGCAGCUCCCCCUCGCCACCAGUCAAUGGUGGCAACAAUGCCAAAAGGGUGGCAGUGCCGAACGGACAACCGCCCAGCACCGCCCGCUAUAUGCCUCGGGAGGUGCCGCCGCGAUUCCGCUGCCAGCAGGACCAUAAAGUGUUACUGAAGCGUGGACAGCCUCCUCCAGCGUCCUGUAUGCUGCCGGGGGGAGGAGCAGGGGCUCCCCCCUCAACCACUGCUCCAGGGGCCUGCCCCGGCAACGCACAGCCAGGGGCGGGGGCACUGCUGCCAGGGGAGAGCGGGCCUACAACAGAAUCAUCAUCGGGGGCAGCUGCUAAUUCAAAUUAUGCAAAUUCCACUUGGGGCUCAGGAGGCCCCACCAGCAGCGGCCCCACCGCAAACCCUCCCCAUGCCUGGGACAAAGUGAUUGUAGACGGGUCGGACAUGGAAGAGUGGCCUUGCAUAGCCAGCGUGGACGCAGAGCCCCCUUCCGACAACGCCACAGACAACAACAGUGCCUCGAACUCAGCCUCGGAGAAGGGACCCCCACAAGGAAGCACCACUAGCCACAAAGGGCGGGGGGGCCAGCAGCAGCAGCCUGGUAGUGAAUGUAUCCAGGGCGUCUGGAAAUCUGACCCCAAGGCUAAGCCUGUCCCGUCUUCCAACCCUGCUGCAGAGGGUGUAAAUAGACUGGGAAACUGGAGAAAUGGGGGUGGGUCAGAGAGAACAGGUUCUGCCUCUGGUUUCAGCAACUUUAAUCCAAAUACCAACCCAACUGCUUGGCCUGCCCUUGUUCUGGAAGGCAACAGGAAAGGGAACCCAGAGUCAGACAGCAGCUUUUCUGGCACACAACUCGGCCCAGUGGGUUUGACCUCUCGGGAGCAGCAGUCAAAGAUGGAAAACGUGGGUUCCAGCUUUGCAGGAUCGGGCAGGGAACCUGCCACAACCCAUCACACUGACGGACCAAAAAAUGGAAACACUAACUCUACGAACUCAAAUACUUCGAACCCCCCUGAUAACAAGGGAACAGCUUUUGGGGUGGGCUCAUUGGAUUCCUGCCGGGGUUCAGACUCCCCUUCUCAAAGCACUGGAGAAAGAAAGAAUGGGGGGGUGGUCUCUUGGGGAGCAGGAAGGGGUCAGUCUGCCACAGGAGAUGCUAAUUGUGGACACAGCAACUCCGGGAGCAAUGGACGAGAGAGGGAGGACGCAAGGAAAGCGCCUUCAUCUCAUAGGCCCAAUGGGUCAAGGGGGGAAUCUUGGGAAAGCAAAAGUGGGAAUGGUUCUUGGGGUUACAGCCAGCAGGCAGACCCCAAUGAAGUGAAAUGGGGUGAAGGGAACAAAUUGGGGGCUGGAGGGGCGUCUCAGGGAGAAUGGAAGCAGCCAGCCGGGCAUGAGGACUUAAAGGUGGGAGAGUGGGGAGGCUUGAACCAAGGAAAUUCUAGCACUGGAGCAUGGGACAAUCAGAAGGGCCACUCUCUAUCGGAUAACCAGGGCAACACGUCAUCGGCAGCCUGCUGGGGGCGAGCCUCCAGCUCUGCAGGAAGUGAAGCAGGGGGGCAAAGCACUGGAAGCAACCCUAAGGCAGGUGGCAGUGGGGGAAGUGGAGACAGCCUGAACUCCAGCAAUCGACGUUCAAAUAGGCCUGCCCUCCCAGACAGCCAGGCUGCUCUUCAGACUUUACUGAGCCGCACUGACUUGGAUCCCCGAGUGCUGUCCAACUCUGGCUGGGGCCAAACCCAGAUCAAGCAAGAUGCAGCAUGGGAGGGUGAGCAAGUACCCGCUCGACCUGAAGGCAAAUCAGACCGUGGGACUGAUGGUUGGGAGAACGUGUCCCAAGCCAAAACCUCAGGGGGUUGGGGGGAUGCUCCCAGCCAAAGCAAUCAAAACAAGUCAGGCUGGGGGGAGCCCCCUGUCCCUACACCUUCAACCCAAGAAUGGAAGGACACCAAAGCAACUGGCUGGAAUGACUAUAAAAACAGCCCAACUGGUUGGGUUGGUGGAGGAGGUGGGGGGAUUGGAACACGACCAGAGGACAAGGCAGUUCCAGGAUGGAACAAUGAAAGUGCCGGGGCUACAGAGCCUGGGUGGGGUACGCGCCAGUCUAAUCCUGGAGGUGGCUGGUCAGCAGGAAAAAAUGGUUGGGGGGGAAGCAGCAGUGAGGACAUAGAGACUCCUAAGGGCCCUGGGGGCUGGGAAGGCUCAGGAAGUAAAUCCUCCUCUGGCUGGGGUGAAGUUGGACAAAAUGAUGUUGGUUCUUGGGGUAAUGGGGCAAACUCAAAUACAGCUCCACGAACUGGUUGGGAGGAGACUAAGAGGCCCCAGGGAGGAGGAAACUGGGGUGAGGCAGCUAGGCCCCAACUACCCUGGAACAAACAGCAGGAAGCAACGCCAGCUUCAGCAAAUCCUGGCUCCUGGGGAGGCUCUCAGGCUCCCCCUCCACCUGGAAAUGGGAGGUCACAGCCAAGUUCAGGGUGGAAGGGUGGCCCUCAGCCAACUGUUUCGAAGGAGGAAGAGUCAAGCGGCUGGGAGGAACCAGCACCACAAUCCAUUGCUCAUAAAAUGGACAUUGACGAUGGAACAGCAGCUUGGGGAGAUCCUGGCAGUUACAACUACAAAAAUGUCAGCCUGUGGGACAAGAAUGCUCAAGCAGGCCCUGGGCAGAUGACUCGGGAGCAAGGAAUACCCGGGUCAAUAACAAACAAGGCAGCUCCCUCAGUGUGGAGUAAAAACAAAGGACCGCCAGCUGACAAUGGGACAUCAGCCUGGGGUGAGCCAACUGAGCCUGCUUCAGGUUGGGGAGAAGGUGAGGAGUCAGGUCCACCAACUCCAGGAUGGGGAAAUGCACCCCAAGUAACUCCCAGUGCCAUGAAAUCUGGUACAAAAUCUAUGCAAGACGGCUGGGGUGAGAGUGAUGGGCCAGUGACAGGAACACGUCACAGCAGCUGGGAUGAAGAAGAGGAGGGUGGAGUCUGGAACAGUGCAGGAUCUCAGGGAAGUGGCUCCUCCCACAACUCAGCAGGUUGGGGACAAGGAGGAAAGAAACCACAAAUCAAGGGUCCCUUAAAAGGAGGGAGCAAUGAUUCCUGGAUGAACACCUUGCCCAAACAGUUCUCCAACAUGGGAUUGUUGAGCCAAGUUGAUGAUCCCUCUGCAAUUAAGAUGGACCAUCCUGGAGGGCUUCCAGAUAAGAAGUUUGAGACAGACAAGCGAGGCGUGAAUCUCGGGGAUUUCAAUGACAUGAUGCGGAAGGACCGGUCUGGCUUCCGUCUGAACAAUUCCAAAGAGAUGGGAGCUGCAGACAGUGGGCCUUAUUUUGAGAAGCUGACUUUGCCUUUCUCCAAUCAAGACGGGUGCCUUGGGGAUGAGGCUCCCUGUUCCCCCUUUUCUCCCUCCCCUAGCUACAAGCUAUCUCCCUCCGGCUCCUCGCUCCCUUCCAUGGGCCUGGGGGCUAUCGGUUCUGGUCUCAACCCCCAAAACUUCGCUGCUAGACAAGGUGGCAAUCACGGACUAUUUGGAAACAGCGGUGCACAAUCGCGAGGCAUGCACAACCCUGUGCCAUCGCUCAAUUCCUCUCCCAACCUCCGGGCACAAGUGCCUCCCCAGUUCCUCUCUCCCCAGGUCUCGGCCUCCAUGCUGAAACAGUUCCCUAACAGUAACAUGAAUCCAGGACUCUUCAAUAUGGGGCCGCAGCUAUCCCCUCAGCAGAUUGCAAUGCUGAGCCAGCUUCCUCAAAUUCAGCAGUUCCAGCUGGCAUGUCAGCUCCUCUUGCAGCAACAACAACAACAACAGCAACAGCAACAGCAGCAGCAGCUUCUUCAGAAUCAGAGGAAAAUCUCACAAGCAGUCAGACAGCAGCAGGAACAGCAGCAGAUAGCACGUAUGGUGAGUGCCCUCCAACAGCAGCAGCAGCAGCAACAACAACAACAGCAGCAGCAACAGAGGCAGCCAGGAAUGAAGCACUCUCCCUCUCAUCCUGCUGGACCCAAAGCUCAUUUAGACACUGUUGGCCUCUCAGACAUGCAAGCUAAAGGGCACAUGCCGUAUGGCUCUGGUUUUGGCUCAAGUGGAAUGGAAUAUGGUACAGUAGGUAAGGAGACUGGAGCAGAGUCUCGAUUUAAACAGUGGACAUCCAUGAUGGAGGGGCUACCGUCCACUGUUUCUCAAGAUGCCAGCCUACAUAAGAAUGGCUCCAUUGCACCCCCAUUAAAAAAUCGUGGAGGUUCCCCCUACCACCAAUUUGACAUGAUGUCUACAGAUGUUUUGGGAGGGCAUGGGGGGCCAACAGCUGAGAGCUGGUUACCUGCCAAAUCACCCCCUUCAAACAAAAUUGGAAACAAGUCAAUCAAUGCCAGCUGGCCCCCAGAGUUUCAGCCAGGAGUGCCAUGGAAAGGGAUCCAAAAUAUUGAUCCAGAAUCCGAUCCUUAUGUUACCCCUGGAAGUGUGCUGGGGGGUCCAGCCCCAUCUCCCAUUGUAGAUACUGACCACCAGCUACUGCAGGACACCCCCACAGGGUCCAAUUCUUCCCUCAACACCUCGCUGCCUUCACCUGGUGCCUGGCCCUUCAGUGCCUCUGAGAAUAUCCAUAGCACUUCAGCACUCUCUGCAAAGUUUGGGGACUACAAAUCAACCUGGUCACCAGACCCCAUAGGACAUAACCCAUCACAUCACUCGAACAAGAUGUGGAAAAACCAGAUGUCCAGGAACAGCCCUGGACUGCCUCGCCCACCUCCAGGGCUCACAAACAACCCCAAAUCCACCAACUCUCCCUGGAAUAGCACAGCACCUCGCUCUGUUAGGGGCUGGGGAGGACAGGACUCCAGAAUGGCUUCCGCAUCAGCUUGGAGUGAUGGUGGAUCUGUGCGCCCCAGCUACUGGCUGAUCCUUCUCAAUCUCACACCACAGAUCGAUGGUUCCACCCUGCGAACAAUCUGCAUGCAGCAUGGCCCCCUGCUGACAUUCCAUCUCAACCUUACCCAGGGCACAGCUCUAAUCCGAUACAGCACCAAACAGGAGGCAGCCAAGGCCCAAAGUGCCCUCCAUAUGUGUGUUCUGGGUAAUACAACUAUCCUGGCGGAGUUUGCAACGGAUGAGGAGGUGAGCCGGUAUCUUGCACAAGCUCAGCCACCAGCUCCCUCUGCUCCAGGAGCAGGCUGGCAGCCUUUGGAAGUGGGACCGAACCACCCAGCUGAACCAGUAGGACCAGCCCUGAACCUUUUUGGAGGAGCCACAGGGCUAGGGCAAUGGAGCAGUGGAGGUGGUGGUAGUGACCUGUCAGGAGUUUCCCUCUGGGGUACACCUAGCAGCUACACAUCCAGUCUGUGGGGUGUACCGAGCACAGAGGACGCCCACAGGAUGGGCAGCCCUGCCCCAUUACUACCCGGUGACCUUCUGGGAGGAGGGACUGACUCGAUAUGAACUUUGAACUUUCAACUCUGACCUCGUGACCUUUCAGAGCAGCAGCACUAACUUGACCUUUUUGUGUUUUUUUUUUUUUUUUUUCAAACUUGCAAUAAAAACUUUUUUUUUUUAACAAAAAAAUUGGGGGAAAAAAAGAAACCGGAUACAGAUAGAGAUAUCAGGUGGGUGCAAACUAAGACUCCUGAUCGCCAACGUUGCAAAAACUUGCGGUCACUUUUAUAAGUGGUUGGUUUAACUUUUUUGUGCUUGCGAAUUACUUCCUCCCCCACUGGAUAUCUGAAGAAAGUGGGAGGAGGAAUAAAGAAAAAAAAAAAGUCUGAAACAGAUGGGGGGGGAAAUGUAGAAAAUGGAAAAAAGGACAAAAAAAACAUAUCUGUCUCGAAAUACUUGAAUACCGAAAGCCAAUGUUGAAAGACAAUGUGAAUUCAUAAAAUCUACCCUAUUAGUACCUUGUGUGCCGGAUAGGUCUAUAAUAUGUCAUAAGGACCUUUCUGACAUCCACGGAGUUAAAUCCUGUUCUGGGGAGGGUGGGCAGAGCUGAGUGUUUAUCUAGAACUAUUACAUGGCAUUUUCUGAAAGCUGGAUGAAAAGAAGGCAACAAUGCAGACAAAAAGGUAAUUUAAAUAAUAAACCCUUUUGUGCCAGAGGGGUGCAUUAUGCUGCAAAAGAACAUGCUGAUAUUUCCAGGGCCUGAGCUAGUGAAGGGUGCAAAAAGGGCAAUGCAGAAAAGCUUAUACAUGAGAACUGCUUAUAUCAGGGAUUUCCAUCCUCUAGGCCUCCCCCUGCUGUUGGCUGCUUGGAGGUUUCUUGGGAGUCAUGGUUAAACAGUAGCAAAAGCAACACAAGGCUGAUAUUCUGUUCUUACACAAUAUGUUAACUUAGAGUUUUAGCAAGAGGCACCAAAUGUUCCUGGGAGCCUAGCAAAAUCUACACUUUUAAUGCCCGCCCUGUGCUAAACUGGCCCUGGAUAUGAAUUCUUCUGCCUUUUACUAAUAAAGGUUAAUGGAAGUAGAUUCAUCUCCACCAUACUAUUACCAAACAUUUCAUAGUAAGGCAGAAGGAAAGCUGGCAAUUACCUUUAUUUAUUUGUGUUACGCAGGGAUGUACAGAUAGGUUUAGCCCAACUUCCUCAGACUAAUCCUGUAGCCAUGUUACAGCGUCAGUCCCUACACUUUAUUUUAGUUGGCUGAAUUAAUCAUCAGUGUGUUUUUAACCAUCCACAGACAAUGCUGCAGAAAACCUACGUCAGGGUAAAGAUGUGGUCUGGGCAGCCUUGUAUGAAAGCGAAGCCCACCUUCUGGGCCCUACUUACAGAAUUCAACUGUUCCUUCACAAUUUCUUUCCGUCACAGGAUAAAGAUAACCUUGUGCACUAUAUCAGUGGGGAGAAGAUUCUCCUUUAAACCUUUUUAUUAUCAGCAAGACUUACAUCCUUGCAUUAAGCUCAUCUGGCUAUAAAAUGAAUUAGUUGCUUUUUUUUUUUUUUUUUUUUUUUUUUUUAUUAUAAAUGGAAAAAAAAAAAAACCCAAGCUUUCACUCCAUCUCUGUUGUGGCACUUUAAAGAUGAGAACCUCAUUCUUGCAAAAGACUUUGUAUUACCUGUAAAAGAUGAACAUGUUGACAGCAGUUGGCUUAUUUGGAAAAUGCAUCCCCAACUCGGGGGGGGGGGGGGUUUACAGCAUUUGAUAAGGAAUUCCUAUUUCAGUGUUUUCAUUGCCGUAGCAUUCUAUCAGCAGAAGGCUUUCCUUGAUUAUUCAUUAACGCAGCUCUUAAUACUAAUGAAGGGACAUCUCUUUAUCCAUGUAACCACCAACUAGAAGUUUUCCAAUCUGUGUUCUAUAUUUUACAAACAAGCUAAAUUUAAAGGCACAUUUGUGGAUCUUGAAAGGUAUCAUUGCCAUGAAACUGCUUAUUAACCAAAAGCAAACUACCCUGCAGUUGUACAAAGCCUGAUAAUGGGGGACAAAGGAGUCUUAAAGCCCUAUAUUUUUAUAUGUAACCAUUUUUUGCACCAAGACUGUCUGAGUUAACGCUUUACUUUUGGCUGCUUAAGACCCAGAGUUGGUGGAUACAUUAGCACUUCUGAGCAGAGGGAAUCAUUUUUGUGAGGUUAGCGAGUGAAGUUGUUAGAAUUACUGAUGCCACUUUAAAAAGGAAAAAAAAAAAAAGAAGCAAAUGACAAGCUAAACCAUUUCAUUGGCAUAGGCCAAAGACUAAUAGUACACACGCUUCCACUCUGCAUCUUAAGAAUGAUUGGGAAAGUUCAGCAGAGAGAUCACUGAUAUUGCUAGGACAGAGCAAGAUAACAACUGAAUAAUGAGAGCACGCAUUUCAAGGGUUGUGCAUUUUAUUAUAUAAAUGUUUGGGUGUUAAUGUUAAAAACAAAUACAAUGCAAAGUGCAUACAUGUCAAUCAAUGGCAUGCACUCACAUUUGUAUUUUGAUUAGCAUAGCAAGGGCUCCUUCAAUCCCAAAUCAUUGGUUUGCAGCUAAAUAUGUGGUUUAUUAUGCUCACGGUGGUUAAUCACAAGGUCCUAACGUGAAUUACUACACUAAGAAUAAUAAGGCCUAUUUCUAGCUGCUACAAUGUGUGAUCAAGCCCUUAAGCUUGGGAGAAGCCAACUUAUUUGUUAAGGAAGAGUAAUAAAGUUGAAUAUGUCUUGCAAGAAGUGCUGAUGACCUUAAUUUAGUGUAUUUAGUUUUGGGUGCAAAUGAAUUUGAUGCCGAGGUACUUUACUUGUUGCAAUUCCUUCCUUUGGUCUCUGUUCCCCCUCUGAGAUUGCUGCCUUUCCUGUGUUGCUGCCUGUAACGCAUAACUCAUUUAUAACACAAAUGAUAGGGUACAAUCCCUAAUCUUAUUUCCUGAUGUCCUCACUAGAUAAUACCUGGAGCAGAUACCUAUGAACUGUAGGUUUGUUAGUGCUACCUCCACCAAGUAGGCAAUCCUGCUUAUUCUUGUUUAAUCUUCUCCCUGAACUGAGUUACUGAUGCAUAAAUGCCUUUUCCCUCUCUUCUGUGCCUACCGAAUGCUUGAUCAAGCCAGAUAAUUGUCCUUUGAUAUCACAAUCAUUCAGGUGGCUUUUUAUGUAGGCUCAGUUAGAAAAUAAAUGUAGGGAACACUCCAGGUUUAUCAUUUAUGGUGAAACGAAGGGCAGUUUUUAAACUGGCAUCAAAGAAGUGGCAAAAGGUGCUUUAUGACUGAAACUGGAAAAUUCCUCUACCUUCGUUGUUUACCAAAGCCUAUGCUUAUUGGACAAAGAACAGGGAUUUCUUCUGGCCAUUCAUAAAUGAAUGGAAUGCUUAUGGUGAUCACGCGGUCACCCCCUCGCCGCCCAUUCAUUCACAUUGUUGACUCGUCCAUCCCAUAUCUCACUGCUUUUUUAACAUGAUAUUUACCACCUUCAGCACUGAAGGGGAAAUAGACUGGGGCCUGCUAUCUACUCAACUAAACAGUCUUCUUCCAUGAGACAAAUUUUGUUUCUGUUAGGCACCUUAUAGCCAAAUAUAUAGAAGGUACUUGAUAACAUGGCGGGAAACUGCUUAGUUAGUAUAGGCCUAUAACUAUGCAUUAUUGUGGGCUGCUUAGAAAUCUGCAGUGGUCGCUAUGGAGCAGCGGCUCGGCGUACAGUGACCAUUUUAAUAACUAAACUGUGAGACAGUGUCUGUGUGUUUGUGUGCGUGUGUAUGUUUGACAUGGGUUAAUGUAUUUUGAAAGUUGUCCCAAUUUCUGGAUUCUUAUCUUGUUACCGCAUUGCGUUUUAUUUUUUUUUUAUUAAACUGCCUUUAUCAUG